This is a messenger RNA of Wallemia ichthyophaga EXF-994, 1452 nucleotides long. Its product is annotated as Zinc finger protein sfp1. Lineage: Eukaryota; Fungi; Basidiomycota; Wallemiomycetes; Wallemiales; Wallemiaceae. Gene Ontology annotation, cellular component: nucleus. The transcript is spliced from 2 exons. The coding region runs from base 1 to 1452 and encodes 483 amino acids. The record is from RefSeq and is a predicted model, not a curated record.
AUGGACGAUCAGCUGCAAUAUUUUGAACAGUUAAAUAGCUUUCAAGUCGCGAAUCCACGCUGCCAUUCGUGCUCAAAGGCUUUCGUCAAUGAAGGCGAUCUUCGAGCGCAUCUGCGAGAGGAAUGUACAGAGACUAUGCCAAUUGCAGAGAUUGAUUAUUUGAGAAGCGCGAGCAACGACAUCGCCGUAUCUCAGAACCUUUGGUAUGGUGACCAAAAUUCAAAUGCCAAUGAAAGACAGCAAAAUACUUUUUCUGUUCACGCUGAACCCUCCCAUCACCUUCUCAACGAUGUCCACGAUAUUAAAGAGAACGGCAGUGAAGAAGACGCUGCUUAUGAUGAAGACGGCGUAGGCGACGAUUCCAUGUCCGCUCUUCCACCAGCCAUGAGGCCUACCGUUGCUCCUAUUUUCCAAGACCAGACUCUGGGAUUCAGGAUGAUUGAGUCUCCAGACACUCAGAUCAAGGGCGAGAACAUGAUGGCUAGGAGAUCAAAUUUCCCUGCUUACGAUGAGUCUAAGUACAAUACCGCUGAGGAGGCAAUGGCCCAUGCACUCUCCCAGGUUCCAGACCAGGCUGAUCCCCGUCCUUUCAAAUGUCCAAACCCAGAGUGCUCAAAGACUUGGAAAAAUAGGAAUGGCUUGAAGUACCAUAUCAAUCACGGCAACUGCAACGGUGUACUCAAAACUCUCAGUCGCGACGAAGCUGCUGUUUCAGAACGUCCAUAUGCUUGUCCAGUCCCUGGUUGCAACAAGCGCUGGAAGAACGCCAACGGCUUCAGAUACCACAUGGAUCACUCAGGCGCACACGGAAGAUCAGCUAGGAGGUUGCAUGAGGCGUCAGGCGGUUUUGCUGGCAAGUCCAAUUUGCAAUCAGUCUCAACGCCACAACCAAAGCAACCAAAGGGUACGCGUCGCUCUUCUAGACGCUCCUCCAGGCGUAUUCAAUAUGAUGAAGAUGAAGAGGCUGCCGACGACGACGAUGUGGAAGAAGAAGAUGAUUAUGGUGACGAAGAAGAUGACGAUGAUGAUGAUGACGAUGUUGAAGAAGAGGACGAUGCGUAUGGGUAUCCGGAUGAUAAUGUUCCAUUCAAUGUACCCGAGCCAUCGACAUCUGCCUUGCCACAUCCCAACCAAGAUCAAAUACAUUUCCCUCCCUCAAUGCAGCAUCAUGGAAGUGAGAUUAGCAAUGCAAAAUCAUUCCCUACCAUUGAUAGGGGAUACGCUAAUGACAAUGGAGAUGGCAAAUCAUUCGAAGUAAACCCAGUGAAUCCGUUGCCGUCAUUCGAGCCAACACCUGAUCAUGGCCCAGUGAAUCAAUUGCCAUCAUUUGAACAAACGUCUCAUCAAGGUUCAGUGAUACAUGACCAGUCGCAACUUGACUCGCUGGAUUUCUCAGCUGUUGACGAAGCCAGCAUAAUGAACUCAAAGCAACCCGAAGAAUCAGUAAAUUAA